AUGAGCCUUCUCGCAAACCCGCUCGCGACGCCCUCGCAGCUCUACCACCGCGCCUCCUCCUCCUCGCUGCCGCGAGAGCUCGACGAAGCCGUCUUUGUCGCGACGCAAUGCCUGACUCAGGCCGCUGGCCGGCUGCUGCAGCUGCCGCAGUCGGUGACGGCGCAGGCCAAUGUCUUGCUGGCGCGCUUCUGGCUGACGGAGUCGCCAAUGGCCCAUGAAUUCAGCGAUGCAUCAGCUGCCGCCAUCUACCUCGUUGCGAAACUGGGACCGCUGCCUCGCUCGCCGCGUGAUGUGUCGAAUGUCUACGCCUACCUAUCGUCUGCGAACUCGGCCCUCUUCCCGACAGACGAGCUGCUCAAGGACGACCCGCGGUCCUACUACCAGACCGAAGCCGACUACUAUGCCUUUCAACAGCGGAUGCUGGGCCUGGAGGCUCGCAUCCUCCACUCGAUCGGCUUUGAGACCCACGUCUCUCUUCCACACUCGCUAGCCAUCACCUACCUCCAGACGCUCGACUUUCUAUUGCAGCCGAGAACGACAGUCUCCCUACGGACGAUACAAUACCUCAACACCGCUCUGCUGUCGCCCCAGAUGCUCUACAUCACGCACCAGCCCAAUGCGCUCGCCACGGCAGCGAUAUACAACGCGGCGCGCGACCUGGGCGCCAAGAUGCCGGAGCACGAGUGGUGGGAGAUUUUCGAUGUCGACCGCGAAGAGCUCGGGUUUCUGGUGGUCGCCAUGCGCAGCCUCGAUGGCUGGAUGCAGAAGCUCAAGGAUGAGUUUCCGAGCUUUGGCAGUAAAGUGCUCACGAGGAGCAUGGUCGAGGAGGAGUUGGCUAAGAGAGGGCUGCAUGUCGGCAACGGAGAUCAGGCGCCCGUGGAUGCAGAGGAUGAAGUCAUGCGGAUGAUGGAUAAUCGGUGA
Trichoderma reesei QM6a is the source of this 921-nucleotide messenger RNA. RefSeq lists its product as uncharacterized. The record is from RefSeq and is a predicted model, not a curated record. Bases 1 to 921 code for a protein of 306 amino acids. Gene Ontology annotation, cellular component: nucleus. Gene Ontology annotation, biological process: regulation of transcription by RNA polymerase II. Lineage: Eukaryota; Fungi; Ascomycota; Sordariomycetes; Hypocreales; Hypocreaceae. Gene Ontology annotation, molecular function: cyclin-dependent protein serine/threonine kinase regulator activity. The transcript has 2 exons.